UUGCUGCUGAAAACAAAGUCGGAUUUUUGACUGGAACCAGGAACCGAAAUGGACUUAUCACCACAAAACCAUCGAAUUCAUUUAAACGACGGAAAUACCAUUCCGAUUAUUGGGCUGGGAACAUACUCUACACCCAAAAUAACUGCCAAAGGUGCGUGUUAUGAAGCGGUAAAAAUCGCGAUUGAUGUGGGAUACCGACACUUUGAUGGAGCCUUGGUUUACGGUAACGAAGAUGAAAUUGGAAGAGCCAUUCACGAAAAGAUUGCUGACGGUACAGUGACACGUGAGGACCUCUAUUACUGUGGCAAGCUGUGGAACACCUUUCACCCACCGCACCUGGUACGACCCAGCUUGGAGAAAUCCCUCAAACUGUUGAAGUUAGAUUACAUCGACCUGUACAUUAUUGAGCUUCCAUUGGCAUUUAAGCCGGGAGGUGUGUUUUAUCCCCGUGAUGAAAAUGGGAAGUAUUUGUAUCAUCCAACUGACCUGUGUGCUACCUGGGAGGCCCUGGAAGCAUUGAAAGAUGCUGGUUUGGUCAAAUCAAUUGGGGUGUCGAAUUUUAAUCGCAGGCAGUUGGAGCUGAUCCUGAACAAACCCGGUCUAAAGUACAAGCCAGUGGUAAACCAGAUUGAAUGUCAUCCAUAUUUUACCCAAACUAAGUUCAAGGAGAUUUGCGACUCCCAUGGCAUUGUCAUUGUGGGCUACAGCCCCCUGGGAACCUGUCGGGAUUCUCUCUGGGUGAACAUAAAGAUUCCCUCUCUGCUGGAUGACCCUGUGUUAAACUCCAUAGCAGCAAAAUACAAGAAGACCAGUGCCCAGGUGGCCCUGCGUUUCCAGCUUCAGCGGAACAUUAUUGUCAUUCCUAAAAGUUUUAACCCAGAACGUAUCAAACAAAACUUUGAGAUUUUUGACUUUUCUUUGACAAGUGAAGAAAUGAAAAUGGUUAGCAACCUCAACAGGAAUGAACGAUAUGUGGAGCUUUUGAUGUGGAAGGAUCACCCAGAAUACCCAUUUAAUGACCCAUACUAAGCUCCACAGUUCAUUGUUAGAGGUGUCCAGGAGCAGGAGUAGGAGCAAUGCCAAAGUCCUGGAUGAAGAGGGACAAAACCAAAUUGGGGCCAAAAUGCCAAACAAUGUUCAAGUCUUCCAACAGAGAAAAGUGAUUGAAAGUAAAAGCAAGUCUGAACGCUUUGUUUCUCUUUUCUUCCCUGGUCACAUCCAGAACAGAGAGUGUUCGACAUAUAAUCCAAUAAAGUGCAAUGACUCUGCGAGAAACAAAUGGCAAGAG
Messenger RNA from Hemiscyllium ocellatum (epaulette shark), 1288 nucleotides. RefSeq names its product aldo-keto reductase family 1 member D1-like. Gene Ontology annotation, cellular component: cytosol. The coding region runs from base 49 to 1029 and encodes 326 amino acids. The record is from RefSeq and is a predicted model, not a curated record. NCBI's taxonomy places the organism in Eukaryota, Metazoa, Chordata, Chondrichthyes, Orectolobiformes, Hemiscylliidae. Gene Ontology annotation, molecular function: aldose reductase (NADPH) activity. The transcript is spliced from 9 exons.